AUGGCCUGCAGCGCGGCAGUUAGCAUCCACGCUCCGGCAGCGCUCUUCUUCUCUACCCAAUUCCCGGCGAAACCCACUUCCAGUUUCCCCCGUUUCCCAGCGGUGUUUUUCGGCAACUCUGCCUCCUCCCUUUCCGGUCUCAAUCUGAUCGCUUCAGCUCCGGCAAGGUCGUCGUCUUCUUCUUCUGCAACCGCCCGCGCGACCAAGGCCAAUCCCACGGGAGAACAGAAGUGGACCUACGAAGGCUCCGUGACCGAAUCGCUUCCAAACGGUAUGUUCCGAGUCCGUCUGGAUAACGAGGAUUUGAUAAUCGGGUAUAUUUCGGGGAAGAUUCGGAAGAAUUUCGUGAGGAUAUUGCCUGGGGAUCGGGUUAGGGUUGAGGUGAGCCGGUACGAUGUUAGCAGAGGUCGAAUCAUUUAUAGACUGAGGAACAGAGAUCCCAGCUCUGACUAA
Molecule: messenger RNA, 453 nt
Organism: Linum tenue
Lineage: Eukaryota; Viridiplantae; Streptophyta; Magnoliopsida; Malpighiales; Linaceae
Source: the annotation of a GenBank genome assembly